CUGAGGCAGGGCAGCAGCAGCAGCAGCAGCAGCAGCAGCCGGCUGAGUCAACCUUCACUUCUGCUUCACUUCCAGCCGUCCUGCUCUGUGCAGCCGGCUCCAGCUGACAAUCUGCGGACAGUACUGUCUCUAACCGAGUCAUGGACAUCGGUGGACGACAGCUCACGGUGUAGCCAGGAGGAUUCGUAAACCGCCAGAGAAUCAUGGAGCCAGAUGUGAUUCGCAUAUACUCCUCGUCCCCGCCGCCGCUGGAGGAUGGCGCAGAGGAAGAGGAAGACGAGUUUGGAGACUUCGGCACCUUCUCUGGCGUCCCGGGCAGCAUCAGCUUCACAGAGUUCGACACCCCGACUACUUUUAACCAGACCCAAGCUUUGACCGCCACCUCGCCGCCCGAGCUCCUCAACAGCAGAGGGCUGAUGGGAUUCAGCCGCUCCUCUAAUGGCACCCACAACCCCACUAACCAGCUGUCCAAGGCUAAUGGCGUCGUGCCGCCGAGCCACCCGGGCAGCGGUCCCUCAGAAAGAACUGAGAUGAAAAAAGUCGUCUCCAGCUCCCUGGGUUUCCCGCCGAGCGACACGGCUGGCGGCGAGCUCGCUGACUGUAAUGGCGGCGGCACAGAGGUGCUCACAAACGGGUUCACGACCUUUGAUGUUCAGGGAAGCCCCUCCUCACUGAAUUCUGUCCACUCUCAUAUAAAAGGAACGUCCAGCGAGGACGCAGGCAGCGUCCCCGUCUGCAGCCCAGAGGACGAUUUUGCAGAUUUUGCUGCUUUUUCCAAUGCUGAAGGACACGUCUGCCCGACGGCGGCCCAGGCCCAGGACCAGGCCCAGGACCAGGACCAGGACCAGGACCAGGACCAGGACCAGGACCAGGACAGUCCCACAGGGCGGAGCCAUGACGAGCGCUGUACUUUAGAGCAGGGAACGACUUCAGAGGACAAUGUCAGGGACACAAACAGAACUGGACCCAACACGUCCGGCUCUGACUCUAUAUCUGUCCCCGCCGAGACUCUGGACCGGGACUCUCUACAAAGGGACGUAGCCUUUGCACAGGAGCGCUCUGCCUCUGAGGACGCUUGCACUAAUGAACCCCUCCCUCUGACCCGGGUGGACGUAGCUGACGGGGACGAAUCCAAAGACGCCGCAGGCUGCAGCGAACACGACCUCUCGCCUGACGCAGCUGCAGACAGCGAGGCGGGACAGUCGGACGAGACGGAGACGGAGACGUCUUUUGGCCGGCCGCUGUCCACAGACGCUCUAGAGGAGUACGGUGACAUGAGCACCACGGGCUCUGCGCCCUCUCCGCCCCUCCAGGGGGACACCGCCACACCCGCCGACCACAGCCAGCUGGCAGAGGACGAUGAGGACGAGGACUUUGGGGACUUUGGAGACGCCGGCUCGUUCGGCGCUCAGGGCUUUGCUGAUUUCGAGCAGCAGGAGCCGAACAGGUCGCACGGCUCUGCUGCUGCACAGGAAGCUGCGCGCACCGAGGACGACGACUUCGGAGACUUCAACUCCCCCAAGUUUCACAGCUGUGAGAGGGAGGGGGGCGAUGGGGGACAGUUCGCCGACUUCCCCGUCAGUGACAGUUUCGGGAACUUCAGCUCGGCUGUGGAGGCCGCAGACGGGGAGGCGGAUGCAGGAUGGAGCGCCUUCGGGGAGCAGCAGCAGCAGGUGGAGGGGGAGUCCUGGGCGGCGUUCAGCACGGAGCAGAGCGUCGCUCCUCCUGCAGAGAGCAGAGCGGGAGAGGGGGGAGAGGGGGAGGAGCAGGAGGAGGAGGAGUGGCAUGAAACUGAAGCUCCUGCAGUCAGCGAGGAAACCAGCAGGACGGACAGACAGUCGGCGUCGCUGUCCGGCCGUCUGGAGAAGGUGUUUCACAGCAGCUUCCCUCAGGCCGCCGCCCCCCCUGUGGAGGACCAGGUGGUGUCCCUGAAGAUCCUGCUGGACCCCCCAGGAGGGGAGGAGGGGAAGAGGUCACCAUGCAGCAGGUCUGUGCGUGGCGGUGUGUGGACGCAGCUUCAGGACAUCCACGAGGCGUUCGGCCUCAGGUACCAGUGGGGGGGUUCCCACUGCAACAAAGCUCUGCUCUGCUGCCUCGGCAUCGACACCAGAAACAUCCUGUUCACGGGACAGAAGAAGCAGCCGGUCAUUGUGCCUAUGUACGCCGCCAGCCUGGGGAUGCUGGAACCAACCAAAGAGCCUGUGAAGCCGGUCUCUGCAGCAGAGAUGAUUGCUUCCAUCGCCCAGGCGCCUCCGCUGGCUCCAGAGAAAAGCUCGUGUCCCUCAGACACCGUCCAGGAGGCGCUCCCACCUGUCCAGUUCGACUGGAGCAGCAGCGGCCUUACCAACCCCCUGGACGCGAGCGGAGGCUCGUCUCUCUUAAACCUGGAUUUCUUUGGUCCUGUGGAGGAUUCAGGCUCCACCAGCUCCCCAUCCAUCCCAGGUGUGGACCCUGAGCUGUACGAGCUGACGACGGCCAAGCUGGACCCGGGCGGCUCUGGCAGCCGGGUGGCCGACGCCUUCGCCCGCCUCAUGUCCACCAUGGAAAAGACCAGCACCUCCACAAGGAAGCCGAGGAAGGACGAGAACCUGAGUGAGGAAGCGGCCAAAGUGAUCGCUGGUCUGCCCGACCUCUCCUUCAUGCAGGCCAAGGUGCUGAUGUUUCCCGCCACACUGACGCCGCUCAGCUCCCAGGCCGUGUCGGACUGAAGCCCUGCUCCCCACUGACCACGCCCUCUGACAGCCCACCAUGCUCGUCUGGCCACGCCCACUGGCUCGGUCCAUUUUAUCAAGUUAUAUUUUUUUUGUUUGUUUGUUUUUUUGUUUGUUUGUUUUUUUCUCAUGCUGCAGCUUGGCUCCUCCCCCUUUUCAUACAUGUUUUUUAACUUUUGUUUUUCAAAAUAAAGCGAAGCAUUUAUCAUCAGGGGAACAGCUGAGCGCUCGGCCGACGACCUGCACAUGUAACAGAGUAGAGAUCAGAUCAUUAAUUUGUAGAGCUGAUAAUUUGUAGAGGAAGGUUUAGAAGUUUGUGCUGUUCAUAUGUAGAAGAAGAAGAAGCAGAAGAAGAAGCGUGGCGUGUACAUAAUCAGGGAUUCAACGUUUCUGUUCCCGUUAGUUUUUUAGAUUCCGAUGAUUUGUGUGUGUGGUGGGAGUGUGUUCAUGUCUGUGAAGGAAACACUGGCUGAAGCUCUUUGAAUCAAACUGAAGUGGAAAAUAUAUAUGACCAGUAUAAAUGAAUACAUUUAUAUACAUAUAUAAAAUCUAUAUAUAUAUAUAUAUAUUUAUGGACUUGAAACCACACUGCCUGCAAAAUCCAGCUGAAUGUUUCGUCCCUCGUUGUUUCAGUUUUUACCUCCAGUCAAAGAUUUUAACCUGAUUUUCUUUAGUGUCAAAGAUGUUUCUGUCAUUUAAUGAAGCUUUUUUAACAGGAAGCC
Molecule: messenger RNA, 3433 nt
Organism: Seriola dumerili (greater amberjack)
Lineage: Eukaryota; Metazoa; Chordata; Actinopteri; Carangiformes; Carangidae
Gene: aftpha
Product: aftiphilin-like
Exons: 10
Coding region: 204-2708 (834 amino acids)
Biological process (GO): intracellular transport
Cellular component (GO): trans-Golgi network membrane; AP-1 adaptor complex
Molecular function (GO): clathrin binding
Source: RefSeq, a predicted model, not a curated record